Messenger RNA from Menidia menidia (Atlantic silverside), 3975 nucleotides. The record is from the annotation of a GenBank genome assembly. NCBI's taxonomy places the organism in Eukaryota, Metazoa, Chordata, Actinopteri, Atheriniformes, Atherinopsidae.
AUAAGAGCGCGUAUGGAAGCAUAUGAGAAAUUGGACUACUAUCCUGCCUAAGUGAAAAUGUCCAAAAAUACUUCUCUUUAUUUUCGAAUUGUUGAGGGCAGGAAUCUCCCGGCCAAAGACGUAUCUGGAACCAGCGAUCCUUACUGCAUCGUUAAAAUUGACAAUGAAGUAGUGGCCAGGACUGCCACUGUGUGGAAGAAUCUAAAUCCCUUCUGGGGCGAGGAGUACACGUUACACCUCCCAAUGGGGUUCCAUUCACUCUCGUUCCAGGUCAUGGAUGAGGACACGAUUGGCCAUGAUGACGUUAUUGGAAAAAUUACACUGAGCAAAGAAGCCAUUGGAUCCCAAGCUAGAGGGUUAGAUAGCUGGCUGAACCUGACAAGGAUUGACCCUGAUGAAGAAGUUCAAGGAGAGAUCCAUCUCAGUCUGGAGCUUCUGAAGGGUACAAAGAAGAUCAGCCUGCGAUGUCAAGUCAUUGAAGCCAGCUGUCUUGUCUUCUUCUCUGGUGAUUGCUACAGAGACUUGGCUCCAAGAGACAUUUCUGGAACCUCCGAUCCCUUUGCAAGAGUUAUUUUUAACAACCAUAGUGCAGAGACCUCGAUUAUCAAGAAGACCCGCUUCCCUCACUGGGGAGAGACCUUAGAGCUGGAUCUUGAUCAGGAGGAGUUGACUGAUGAUGGAACUGUCAUUGUGGAGGUCUGGGACUGGGACAUGGUGGGCAAGAAUGACUUUCUGGGAAAGGUGGAAAUCCCUUUUGCUUAUUUGCACAAGACACCUCUGUUAGAGGGCUGGUUUCGUUUGCUUCCCCUGGGGAACAAUGAGGUUGACACUAGUGGAAAACUGGGAGCGUUGCGCUUGAAGGUGCGUUUGGUGGAGGAUCGGAUCUUGCCGUCCAUGUAUUAUCAGCCUCUCAUCGACCUGCUGGUCGAGUCGGUGGAGGACAGCAGUGCUCUGACCAUGCUGGAGGAGGUGACCACGGUUGAGAGCCGGCAGGAUGUCGCAAUGACUCUGGUGAAGAUCUACCUGGGACAAGGCCUGGUGGUGCCAUUCUUGGAUUACCUCAACACCCGGGAAGUCAACCACACGACUGAUCCAAACACUUUAUUUCGCUCCAACUCACUCGCUUCCAAGGCCAUGGAACAAUUCAUGAAGGCUGUUGGCAUGCUGUAUCUGCAUGAGGUGUUGAAACCCAUCAUCAAUCGCAUCUUUGAUGAGAGAAAAUACAUUGAGCUGGACCCAUGUAAGAUUGACCUGAACCGCACAAGGCGCAUUUCAUUUAAGGGUGCCGUGUCUGAGGCUGAGGUACGGGACAGCAGCGUGGAGCUGCUGCAGAGCUAUUUAACCAGCAUCAUCGAAUCAAUUGUCGGCUCAGUUGAUCAGUGUCCUCCUGUCAUGAGAGUGGCCUUCAAACAGCUGCACAAAAGAGUAGAGGAGCAAUUCACUGAGCCGGAGCAUGAGGAUGUAAAGUACUUGGCCAUCAGUGGGUUCUUCUUCCUGCGUUUUUUUGCACCUGCCAUCCUCACGCCUAAACUGUUCCAGCUGAGAGACCAGCAUGCUGACACACGGACAAGCAGAACACUGUUACUACUGGCUAAGCGAUUUAAUGUGACCAAAGAUGUGAGCCAGGAGCAAAUACUGUAUCUUUACGGUCACCAGGCACUACAAAGUGUUGGCAACUUGGGCCUUCAGCUGGGCCAUGGAAAGGAGCAGUGGAUGGCACCACUUCAUCCUAUCAUCCUUCGCAGUGUGGCUUCUGUCAAGGACUUCUUGGAUAAGCUGAUUGACAUAGAUCAUGACAUCGUGUCCGAGGUGCCUCAGAGGGCUGUGUUCAUGCCUUCAGUCACUGUUAAGGAGGGGUACCUCCACAAACACAAAGCAGAGGGACCCCAGCUGCUCUCCCGCUUUGCCUUUAAAAAACGCUACUUCUGGUUGACUAGCGAGACACUGUCUUAUGCCAAGACCUCUGAAUGGCAGGUGCGCUCCUCAAUCCCGAUUCAGUGUGUGUGCGCAGUGGAGAGGGUGGAUGAAAAUGCCUUUCAGCAGCAGAAUGUAAUGCAGGUCAUCACUCAGGACAACGACGGACAGCUGCACACCAUGUACAUCCAGUGCAAGCAUGUGAAUGAGCUGAACCAGUGGCUGUCUGCGAUCAGGAAAGUCAGUAUCUACAAUGAGCGCAUGCUGCCCUCUUUCCACCCGGGGGCUCAUCGCAGUGGCAAAUGGACCUGCUGCCUGCAGUCGGACCGCGCUGGAUGCAGCAGAACUCACUCAGCUGUUACUCUGGGUGACUGGAGUGACCCGCUGGAUCCUGACGUAGAAACUCAAAUGAUAUACAAGCAACUUCUCCAGGGCAGGGACAAACUCAGGAAAAAAUAUGUGGAGAUGCCAGACUCCGAUCAAACGUCUAGCAAAAACGAAACGAGGGUCAACACUGACAUUCACCCAGAUGGUGCUGAAUGCAACGCUCAGCUCAUGAAGCCAGGUCAAAGUCUUGCUGCUCGGCUGUUGGUGGUGAUAGAGGAUCUGGAGCACGCUCACGCCGCCUUCCAGCACAGAGAAAAAGAGGACAAUGCCAGUGUCAUUCUGAAUCCCUAGACUACACACGGCCCGGCAUCUACUAAUGCCCGAAGGGUUUUGGUGACGGUAGGGGUGGAGGGGCACAAAUAUGAGAGCGUACCAAUAGCCUAAUUGUUGUGGAGGUGGAAAAAAGCCACAUGGUUCAACUUCCUCCGCCCUUUUAGUACAUUUCCAAAUAGUGUGAGCAAAGAUUCUGCUGCUUCUAAUCUUUUUGUAUUCUCCGAGUGCCACCGACAACAGCGCCAGGGGGAGAUUAUGAUACUUGAUGAUAAAUGGGGGCGAGGGACUUUGAAGCAUGAUCUGUCUUGAUCUUUUUUCUGUAGAUAACAAGCAAUCUGUUGCAUGGCCUGCAUCCACUCAUGAAAUGUGAAAAGAAGCUUUUCUAUUUUAAGAUACUGUACAGUCAAACAUUUUUAUGCAAGUAGCUUGUCUUCGUAUAAUCUAACGUACCUGAAUGUGAGGUAUUUGUAUACUACUACUUUAAGUGUUUUGUACUUUUAUUGAGGCAAUUUAUCACUAUUGCAACAAUGUAGCAGUGACAUUACUAUUACAUGCUAUUCCUCCAUGACAUUAUGAACUGGUGAUGCACAUGCCUCAGUAAAAUUAUCUGUCCAGUGUUCAAGAUUAAUAUUACAGACUUAUAUGUUGCUUUGGUUGGUUCCUUUAUACAAAAUGCUAUGCUUUUGUUUGGUGCUAUUCAAAUUGCCGUUUUGUUGUACAUUGCGUUUUUAAAAAUGUCCUUACACUUGUUGUAGCCAUUCUUAAAGUUAUAUGGGUAAUAUUUACCUGACUCACAAGUGUCAGGAUAUGUUUUAGAUGCCAAAUUUGUUUUUGAAGCUACAAAAAAAAAAAAAAAUCCAAAUACAUGUUGUAAAUCUUUUCCCAGAGAUACUCUCCAGCAUUCAUCCAGCCUAAGGCUAGAACAUAUUGAUGCACAUACCAGACAUGGUAACUCAUACUCUACAUUGCUAAAUGUACACAGUGGCAUGCAAAAGUGUUAAAAAAAAAGCAUGCGAGUGCAAAAACCUUAGAUGAAGGAGAACUGCACACCAAAUUCAACCCAGUUUUUGAUUAAUUUAAUUGAUCCUAAAUCUGAAGCUUUUUUGCAGAUUGGUUAAUCGUCAACUGACUUAGAUAAUAUAAACUGUAAUUUAACUGUAAUGUAACUUUGUAUUCAACUGCAACUGAAUUCGCAGCUUUCGAAAAUUCAUGACAUUGUAGCCAGUCCUCAGAACAAGAAUCAAGAAACAAGAAUCAUGGCUCUUAAGAAAAGACACUGACAGUCAACCAUUUAAAAUUCACAGUCAUGUUUUUCUGCAGGCAUACUGUAACUUUGAUCACUGCUGUAUUAUUCAAUAAAUUCAUAUUUCAAAAAAGUCUGCUGUCAAACUUGUGCUGCAG